CGGCGGAAGAGUAUACCCACACAAGACGCCAUUAUUUGUUUGAUUCAUCUCUCUCUCUCUCUCUCUCUUCUUUUUGUUUCUCAUCUUUUUCCUUUUUUUAAAAAUUAACAUUUCUCCAUGGAUCUUCUGCAUCCCCACAAAGUCGUUCAAUCAUCUUUCCCAAUCCUAUGGCUGCUACUUUCUCUACAUUCCAGUUCAAUGGCGGCGACGGCGUGGUACCUCACGAGGGAUUCACGCACCAUCCAUCGCAUCCAGCAAGGAGGAAAGCCGAACGUCCUGCCGUCCUGCGAUGUGUUUUCCGGCAGCUGGGUAUACGAUUCAUCGUACCCUCUGUACUCAUCCUCCGAUUGCCCCUACAUUGACUCCACUUUCGGGUGCAGCCGGAGACCCGACGCCGAUUACCUCAAGUAUCGGUGGCAGCCGUCCGCCGCCGGCUGUCAGCUACCACGGUUUAACGGGCUCGAAUUCCUGAACAGAAUGGCCGGGAAGAAGGUGAUGUUCGUGGGCGAUUCACUGAGCCGCAACCAGUGGGAAUCUCUGGUCUGCAUGAUUUCAGCUUCUGUUCCAAAACCCCAAAUCCAGGUUGCCGGCGGCGACCCAUUAUCUGUUGCCAAUUUCCCUGAGUAUAAGGUGCAAAUCUCCUACUACAAAGCAGUAUAUCUUGUGGAUAUAGACAUGUACCAGGGGAAAAAUUAUCUGAAGCUGGAUGACAUAAGAGGGAAUGGGAAUUCAUGGGGGGAUGCAGAUGUGCUUUCUUUCAACACAGGUCACUGGUACUUCCAUUCACGCGCGACCCGAGGUUGGGACAUGGUAGAGUACGGCGUGAAUCAGGUGAAUGAUGUGGAUGGAAUGGAAGCUCUCGAAAGGGGGCUGAGAACCUGGGCAAGCUGGGUUGAUCAUAACGUUGAUAGCAGCAGGACCAAAGUGUUCUUCCAGGCCAUCUCCCCUACACACUACGGAGCGGAUCAAUGGAACAUCGGGCCACAAAUGACAACAACAGAGAGCUGUGUAGGACAGACCGGACCUAGCGCGGCGUACCCAAAUACAUUCCCUGACCCAGUUGAAGAUGUGAUCGAGAAGGUAAUCAAAGGAAUGAAGAGCCCGCCAUUGUUGCUCAACAUUACCGGGCUGUCGGCGAUGCGAAAGGAUGCACACCCAUCCACAUAUGGCGGGAAAGGGGAGUCCGGUGGGGCCGAUUGCAGCCAUUGGUGUCUUCCUGGCUUGCCUGACACGUGGAACCUCUUGUUCAACUACAUGCUUUCACUCUAACAUGCCUUUGAUCAUCUUUCUUUACCUAGUCUUUUGUUUUACUGCUUUAGGUACUAGUGUGGGAGUAUUUAUUGCUCUUAAUCUCUCAGCCAACCUUGGUUGACUGAUUAAUUAGCUCAUUCAUUCCAUUGGUUUUACUAACUUGUCUAUGGCUGGCUGUAAACUGUAGUGGGUGGAAUAAGGCAUUGUGUGGUUCACCUUAUUCUUUAUAAUUAAUUUACACAUUCUUAUGUUAAUAGCAUUGACACAAGAAGAAUAUAUAAAAGAAGCAUUA
This is a messenger RNA of Cuscuta campestris, 1543 nucleotides long. The record is from the annotation of a GenBank genome assembly. Lineage: Eukaryota; Viridiplantae; Streptophyta; Magnoliopsida; Solanales; Convolvulaceae.